UAUCGCGAUCUCAAAGAUGAAGCAAAUUGUUUCAUAUCAGGCGUUCCAGGUUCCUUUUAUGAACGGCUAUUUCCUAGCAAAAGCUUGCACUUGGUUCACUCUUCUUCUUGUCUUCAUUGGCUCUCUCAGGCUCCUGAAAAGAUUGAGAACAACAACAACAUAUACAUAACAAGGACAAGUCCUCCUCAAGUUUUUGAAGCAUACAUGAAGCAAUUUGACAAGGAUUUCUCAAGGUUUUUGCAAGUACGCUCCGAGGAAAUAGUAACUGGUGGACACAUGGUUUUGACAUUUGUGGGAAGGAGCAUUACUGAUCCAUAUGGAGGUCACUUUGCCUUGCUGGAUCUUCUAUCAAAGUCACUCAUUGAUUUAAUACAUGAGGGACUUAUUGAACAGGCAAAACUAGACUCCUUUAAUCUUCCUUUUUACACACCAUACAAGGAUGAAGUUGAAAAAAUUGUUCAAAUGGAAGGUUCAUUUGAUGUUGAUACCAUAAAGUUUUUCCAAGUGGACUGGGAUGAGAGGGACAACGAUGAUGAUGUUUGUUUCGAUGCGUAUAGCCGUGGUAAACAUAUAGCAAGAAGUAUGAGAGCUGUUUUAGAACAAAUGCUUGUUAGUCAUUUCGAACUAGGAGAUUCCAUUGUUGAUUAUUUGUUUGAGAGAUGUGUCUACCAUUUGGCUUGUCAUUUGUUGGUUCAAGAAGGCAAGUUCCUCAACACUGUCAUAUCUUUAAGAAAGAAAUGA
Messenger RNA from Solanum stenotomum, 741 nucleotides. Its product is annotated as benzoate carboxyl methyltransferase-like. Gene Ontology annotation, biological process: methylation. NCBI's taxonomy places the organism in Eukaryota, Viridiplantae, Streptophyta, Magnoliopsida, Solanales, Solanaceae. The record is from RefSeq and is a predicted model, not a curated record. The annotation marks the transcript as partial. Gene Ontology annotation, molecular function: S-adenosylmethionine-dependent methyltransferase activity. The transcript has 3 exons.